AUGCCUUUUCCUAUUUUAAUUCCUUUUAUUAUUUUAUUAAUUUUUAUUUAUUUACUUUUUCUCUACAUUCGAAGGAAUAGAAUUUCUGACACAUUUGCUUUCUUCCAUCCUUAUUGUGAUGCUUGUGGAGGAGGUGAAAGGGUGCUUUGGUUGGCUUUAAAUGCUAUGCAUCAAAGUUUUCCUGAUUUGAAUUUUAUUGUUUAUACUGGUGAUAUUGAUAGAACACCACAGGAAAUUCUUAAAAAGGUUAAUUCUCGUUUUGGAAUUUCUGUUCCAACCAAUCGCCUCCAAUUUAUUUUUCUUCGAUCACGAUGGUUGUUGGAAGCUAAAAACUAUCCCCGUUUUACUUUAAUUGCCCAAUUAUUUGCUGGGUUAAUUGUUGGCUUUGAAGCUUUGUGGAGAUUUUGUCCUGAAUGGUUUAUGGACACUACUGGAUGUCCUUUGACUUUACCUUUAUUUUAUUGGUUGGGAGGUGCAAAAACUCUUUGUUAUGUUCAUUAUCCAACAAUUACAACUGAAAUGAUUCAAUUAGUAGAUUCAAGAACACCAACCUACAACAAUUCCUCUACAAUUUCUUCUAGUUUUUUCUUAACUAAAUUAAAAUUAAUUUAUUAUCGAAUCGUUGCAUUAAUUUAUAAAAGUUGUGGAAGUUGUUCUCAAUUAACUAUGGCAAAUGGAAGUUGGACAGCUUCACAUAUCGAACAACUUUGGUCAAUCAAACCAAAAAUUGUAUUUCCCCCUUGCAAUGUUGAAAGACUUUUAGAAUUGGAGAAUAAUUCUGAAUAUAAAUUAGAAAAUAACGGAGAAAAAAAGUUUGAAGUUUCAAUAAUUUCGGUAGGCCAAAUUAGGCCAGAAAAGAAUCAUCUUGAGCAAUUACGAAUUUUUGCUGAUGUGAGGAGAUUACUUUUAGAACAAAAAAUUAAUAUUAAUGUAAAAUUAAUUAUUGCCGGAGGUUGUCGAAAUGAAGAGGAUACAAAACGUGUUGAAUUUUUACAAAAUUAUGCCAAAAAACAUUUGGGGAUGAAAACUGGGGAUGAAAUUGAAUGGGAAUUAAAUAUUGAUUUUGAGAGAUUGUUGGAAUUAAUGAAAAAUUCACUAAUUGGGUUACAUACAAUGUGGAAUGAACAUUUUGGAAUUUCUGUGGUUGAGGGAAUGGCUGCUGGAGUUAUUAUGGUUGCACACAAUUCUGGUGGCCCUGCAUUGGAUAUUAUUGGAAAUGAAAAUUUAAAUAAAGUUGAUGAGGAAUAUUUUGAAAAAUGUGGAUUUUUAGCUUCUACAAGAGAAGAAUAUGUAAAUAUUAUUCUUAAAAUAAUUACAAAAAUGAAUGUACAAGAUCGAAAAGAUAUUCGUGAAGCAGCACGUCGUAAAGCUUUAAUUUUUUCUGACAAAUUUUUUGAAAUUAAAUUUUGUAAUUUAAUUGGGGCCUUUUUGGCAGAAACUAAAGAAACCUGA
Messenger RNA from Meloidogyne enterolobii, 1452 nucleotides. NCBI's taxonomy places the organism in Eukaryota, Metazoa, Nematoda, Chromadorea, Rhabditida, Meloidogynidae. The record is from the annotation of a GenBank genome assembly.